Penicillium olsonii is the source of this 2970-nucleotide messenger RNA. Lineage: Eukaryota; Fungi; Ascomycota; Eurotiomycetes; Eurotiales; Aspergillaceae. The record is from the annotation of a GenBank genome assembly.
AUGGAUUCCGACGAGAUUGUAGAGCCUCUUCAAGAGGAGGACCUUGACGCAGAAUACCCCAACCGACCUCAUAAUCGAGGUCCAACUUUCGCAUUCCACGAUCUAUACCUCAACCUGUUCAAUCCUCUGAAUGAACUCAAGAAAAAGCCAGGAGGCCCAGGCCCAGCUCGCCGAAAGCUCGGCCCACAUGGAAAGAGUGCUUCAACUCUGAACCCGUUAGAGUUGCGCCGCGACGUGAUCGAGCGUUUCAUAUCCCGAUGGCGCAAUGAAGUCGGCGAUGACAUCUAUCCGGCCCUUCGAUUGAUUCUCCCCGACAAAGACCGUGAUAGGCCUAUGUAUGGAGUUAAGGAGAAGGGCAUCGGCAAGAUGCUCGUCAAAAUCAUGAAGAUCGACAAGGUCGCCGAUGAUGCCCGCAACCUCUUGAACUGGAAACUUCCUGGCCAAGGCGCCACGAUGCGAAUGGCCGGUGACUUUGCCGGGCGAUGCUUUGACGUCCUAUCUAAGCGACCUUUGCGGAGUGAACCAGGAGACAUGACGAUCGACGAAGUAAACGACAGACUGGACAAAUUGUCCGCCGCAUCCAAAGAAGACGACCAGAUUCCGAUUAUGGCGGAAUUCUACCGACGCAUGAACCCAGAGGAGCUGCUCUGGCUCAUACGUAUCAUUCUUCGACAGAUGAGGAUCGGCGCGACGGAGCGCACACUCUUCGAUGUCUGGCAUCCCGAUGCUGAGAACUUGUACAGCAUAUCUAGCAGUCUGCGCCGUGUGUGUUGGGAGCUACAUGAUCCAAACAUUCGACUCGAGGGGGAAGACCGUGGUGUCGGGCUGAUGCAAUGCUUCCAGCCUCAACUGGCUCAGUUCCAAAUGCAUUCAUUCGAGAAGAUCAUUGCCCGCAUGAAACCGACUGAAGAGGACGAUGUUUUCUGGAUUGAAGAAAAGCUCGAUGGUGAACGUAUGCAGAUGCACAUGGUACCUGAUGAGUCAAUGAACGGGGGUCGAAGAUUUGGCUUUUGGUCGCGCAAAGCUAAAGACUAUGCCUACCUAUAUGGGAAUGGGAUCUACGACGAGAACGGCGCAAUGACACGGCAUUUGAAAGAUGCCUUCGUGGAUGGGGUGCAGAGCAUCAUCCUCGAUGGCGAGAUGAUUACUUGGGACCCAGAGCAGGACGCCAUCGUCCCCUUCGGCACCCUUAAGACUGCGGCUUUGGCUGAGCAGCGGAACCCGUUCUCAACAGGCCAUAGGCCUUUGUUCCGUGUUUUUGAUAUUCUGCACCUCAACGGACGUGAUCUGACAAAGUAUACGCUACGUGAUCGACGCAAUGCCAUGGCCAAGACUAUCAAACCUGUCCAUCGUCGGUUCGAGAUCCACCCUUAUGAGGAGGCCACCAAUUCAGCGGAAGUUGAAAAUGCACUGCGAAAGGUCGUUGCGGAGGCAUCAGAAGGGUUGGUGCUCAAGAACCCACGGUCUCCAUAUCGGCUGAAUGAGCGCCAUGACGAUUGGAUGAAAGUCAAACCGGACUACAUGACCGAGUUUGGAGAGUCUCUUGAUGUUAUUGUAAUCGGCGGAUACUACGGCUCUGGUCAUCGAGGAGGCGCCCUGGCCAGUUUCUUGUGCGGGCUCCGAGUCGACGACAAUGCCAGCACUGGUGAAGAAUCUAUGAAAUGCUGGUCUUUUUGCAAGGUUGGUGGCGGGUUCACUGCGGCUGAUUAUCAAGAAGUCCGCCAUCAUACUGAUGGAAAGUGGAAGGAGUGGGAUGUGAAGAACCCUCCGACCAGUUACAUCGAACUGGCUGGAGGAGAUGCACAGAUUGAACGACCGGAUAUGUGGAUCAAACCAUCCGAGUCAAUCGUUUUGUGUGUGAAGGCUGCUUCUACAGCAGUGAGUGAAACAUUCCGCAUGGGGCUGACACUGCGUUUCCCUCGCUUCAAGAGGUUGCGCAAGGACAAGGAUUGGAAAAGUGCUCUGUCUGUUCAGGGAUUCCUGGAUCUCAAAUCAAAUGCCGAACAAGAGCACCGCGAGAAGAAAUUCUCAGUUGACAACUCUCGGAAGAAGCGAGUCAAAAGGACUACCAAGAAGCCACUGACCGUUUCUGGGUAUGACGAGAAUAUUGGAAACCAGUAUAUGGGACCUUCUGGGAAUGUGUUCGACAAACUCAACUUCUUCAUUUUGACCGAGUCAAGUGUACCGGAAAAGAAGACAAAGGUCCAGUUGGAGCAGCUUGUUAAGGCUAAUGGAGGCAAGAUCUAUCAGACCAACACGGCUGCAGCAGAUACGAUCUGCAUUGCUGAGCGAAAGACUGUCAAGGUAGCCUCUCUCAUGAAUCAAGGUGGACAACACAUCAUCCGUCCAUCCUGGCUACUUGACUGCAUCAAACAAAAUGAAAGGGACGCCGGAAUGCCUGAUCUCCUUCUCCCAUUCGAGCCAAGACACAUAUUCUUCGGAAUGGAAGAUAGGGAAGAAGACUUCAUGGCCAAUGUCGACAAAUUCUCCGACAGCUACGCCCGCGAUACAACCGUAGAAGAACUCACCGAGAUCCUCAAACAGAUGAACAAUUCCACCGAGAGCUCCAACCAAAUCGACCCAGACACAGCCCACAGAAUAGAGACUCGUAUUCAGGAUCGAGUCAACGCAGGCUAUACGGCGCCCUGUGGCUGGCUCUUCCGCGACCUUACUCUGUUCUUCCAUUCGGAGCCUCGGUCAGAUAACCAGAACGACCACCGAAUGCGUCUUGCACAAAACACGGCCCGGUUUGCCAGUGCGGUCAUUGCUGAGUCCUUGGGUGAUUCGAGUAUUACGCAUGUGGUCAUUGACUCGGAUGCAUUGGGUUCAGAUGAGAUAUCUUCUCUUCGGAAGGUUCUUUCUGAUAGAUCGGGGUCUAAGAUGCCUCAUCUUGUUGCCGUGGAUUGGGUGGAGGACUGUUGGAAACACGGAACAUUACUGGACGAAGAGAGGUUUCAGAUUCGGCGGUGA